This is a messenger RNA of Cynocephalus volans (Philippine flying lemur), 6133 nucleotides long. RefSeq names its product thyroid hormone receptor beta (gene THRB). NCBI's taxonomy places the organism in Eukaryota, Metazoa, Chordata, Mammalia, Dermoptera, Cynocephalidae. Gene Ontology annotation, biological process: thyroid hormone receptor signaling pathway; positive regulation of transcription by RNA polymerase II; retinoic acid receptor signaling pathway. The coding region runs from base 345 to 1730 and encodes 461 amino acids. The transcript is spliced from 10 exons. The record is from RefSeq and is a predicted model, not a curated record. Gene Ontology annotation, molecular function: zinc ion binding; nuclear receptor activity; RNA polymerase II cis-regulatory region sequence-specific DNA binding.
AGUGGAGUGGCCGGGGAGGACCGGCGCGGCCCUAGCUGCGGCCGCCUCUCUUCGCCCAACGAGCUGACAUUUUGCAGGACUCGCGCGACGCCCCGUCGCCUGCGCUCCCCGGGACCCCGCCGCCAGGAGGAGGGGGCGGAGGAGGGUGGAGACUGCAGGGUUGGCCAAGGAAGGCUCACAUCCUCGGGCGGGCUGCCGUGACGCGGCGGGGAUUAACUUUGCAUGAAUAAUAUCUGCGGUUUCCCUGCCAUUGGCCGUCCUGAGUGGGUGCCAAGUCCACACAUGCUUUAAUGAAAAAGAAGGAGAUGUCAGAGAAACAAAGGAUCCAGAAUGAUUACUAACCUAUGACUCCCAACAGUAUGACAGAAAAUGGCCUUCCAGCCUGGGACAAUCCGAAGCACUGUCCAGACCAAGAACACGACUGGAAGCUGGUAGGAAUGUCUGAAGCCUGCCUCCACAGGAAGAGUCAUUCAGAGAGGGGCAGCACGUUAAAAAAUGAACAGUCGCCCUCACAUCUCAUCCCGGCCACUUGGACUAGCUCAAUAUUCCACCUGGACCAUGACGAUGUGAACGAUCAGAGUGUCUCAAGUGCCCAGACCUUCCAAACAGAAGAAAAGAAAUGUAAAGGGUACAUCCCCAGUUACUUAGACAAGGACGAGCUAUGUGUAGUGUGUGGUGACAAGGCCACCGGGUAUCACUACCGCUGCAUCACGUGUGAAGGCUGCAAGGGUUUCUUUAGAAGAACCAUUCAGAAAAAUCUCCAUCCAUCCUAUUCCUGUAAAUAUGAAGGAAAAUGUGUCAUAGACAAAGUUACACGAAAUCAGUGCCAGGAGUGUCGCUUUAAGAAAUGCAUCUAUGUUGGCAUGGCAACAGAUUUGGUGCUGGACGACAGCAAGAGGCUGGCCAAGAGGAAGCUGAUAGAGGAGAAUCGGGAGAAGAGACGGCGUGAAGAGCUGCAGAAAUCCAUCGGGCACAAGCCGGAGCCCACAGACGAGGAGUGGGAGCUCAUCAAAACUGUCACCGAAGCCCACGUUGCAACCAAUGCCCAGGGCAGCCACUGGAAGCAGAAGCGGAAAUUCCUGCCAGAAGAUAUUGGGCAAGCCCCAAUAGUAAAUGCCCCAGAAGGUGGAAAGGUCGACUUGGAAGCCUUCAGCCAUUUCACAAAAAUCAUCACACCAGCAAUUACCAGAGUGGUGGAUUUUGCCAAAAAGUUGCCUAUGUUUUGUGAGCUGCCAUGUGAAGACCAGAUAAUCCUCCUCAAAGGCUGCUGCAUGGAGAUCAUGUCCCUUCGUGCUGCUGUGCGCUAUGACCCAGAAAGUGAGACUUUAACCUUGAAUGGGGAAAUGGCAGUGACACGGGGCCAGCUGAAAAACGGGGGUCUUGGGGUGGUGUCGGAUGCCAUCUUUGACCUGGGCAUGUCUCUGUCUUCUUUCAACCUGGAUGACACGGAAGUAGCCCUCCUUCAGGCCGUCCUGCUGAUGUCUUCAGAUCGCCCAGGGCUCGCCUGUGUUGAGAGAAUAGAAAAAUACCAAGAUAGUUUCCUGCUGGCCUUUGAACACUAUAUCAAUUACCGAAAACACCACGUGACACACUUUUGGCCAAAACUCCUGAUGAAGGUGACAGACCUGCGGAUGAUUGGAGCCUGCCACGCCAGCCGCUUCCUGCACAUGAAGGUGGAAUGCCCCACGGAACUCUUCCCCCCUUUGUUCUUGGAAGUGUUCGAGGAUUAGACUGACUGGAUUCAUUCUCAUAAUUCCUACAGCACUACUGGGAGUCAUUUCAUUCCAUUGCCUAGCUCUUUUUUGUUUGUUCCUUUGUUUCUUUGUGUUGGAAGGGAUUACUUGGGGGUAAAGGGGGUAGUCCUUGGAAUAGACAUGGAUGAAAUCACCCCUUGAAUGCGGGUACUUGUAACUCUUGCAUUUCAUUCCCCAGUCCUUCGAUGUGAAUGCUUUGAAGGUUUUACAGUUGUGGGGGUGGGGUGGGGGACAGUCAUUCACUCACCAGCACCAAGUCAUCACCAGCCUCCACCUGGCCCUUGUCAGAGACUCAGGCAAGCAAAAUGGCACUGCAGAAGACUAAAGAAGCCUUAAAACCAAGAUGAUAAGGUAAUUUUGAUCCUCAUUUCUACAGGACUCAAGAUAGCAGAGCACAGACCACCUGUGGUUAGAUGUGGCUUUCAGCUUUUUAGGGAAAGUCUUCAAACAAAUUUUCAUCUAUUCAAAAGCAUGCUGUUUUCAGCCAUCUUUAUUCUCUCCUGGCAGCAUAACUUGGAAUGUACAGGAAUAUUUGUGUCCUAAAAAAUCAUCUGUCCUAUCAAUAUCAUUUUUACAGUUUCCAAAAAGUCACAUAGUAUGACUUCACAGUAGGAGGAAGGCUUCUUUCCGGUUUAAGCUCAGAGAACAUUUCCACAGAAAUCAAACCUAUUUAUAGGGUGUCAUCACUUUUCAGUGGCAUCUGAUCUGUCAUCUCCCAAGCUCCUGAAGUUACUUAUCCUGGUUGCAUCUCUGCUGAGCAGACAGCAGAUUUCCCUGUGGAUUAAGUCUUCUUGUCAAGGAGCCACGUGAGUCUCGUUCUGGAGGAAUUCUGAGGAGAGAUGAGAGCGGUUACACUGAGUGGAAGUCAAUGUCGUGUUCAGAGUCCUCACUUACCGAUGGUUUGAGGAUGCUUCCUUCUGCUCCUAGAUCCUCAAGCUCUUGCUUCAGUCACAAACGCUUCCCAGUCCCCCUUUUCCCUCUGAGGCACUAAAUAGCUCGAUUAUCUCUAAACAAAGACUGGUCUUGCUGCUGACCGCCCCCCUUUUACAGCAUUGCUCUCGCAGAUAUUCAACAGAAAACACCUGCAGGCCAAGCACGUGAACACUCACCUACCUUCCCUGCCCAACCUGCCUCCCCAACAACCUACGCUGGAGUAGCUUGUGCCCAGAAAGCAAAUGGUGACACCUCAUCACUUGGACGUCAGAAAAUGGGCAAAGAAUGCAGCCAUGCAACUGAAUGUAUCUCAUUCUUCACUGGCACAGUAGAUGUAAACUAUUCCUUUACCAGCCUUUUACUGCCUUACCCUGGAAAUAUUGGGGAAAAUAAGCCAUAUCAGUAAGAUUUACCUAAAAACAAAGGAAUGAAAGUCACUGUGAAAACCAAGUGGACAGAUUUUUUUAAGCUUGGCAGAGCAUAACUGACCCAGAAGUCUGGGUGCCCGAGUUCCAGUUUAUGCUCUGUCAACUGGUAGAUUUAUGACUUUAGGUGUCUUGGUUUUCUCAGCUGGUGAAUAGUUCAUGAUCUCUAAAAUCCUUUCCACCCUUAAUACUGUACAAAUUUCAUGGGGAAAAACCUGAUUCUUUUGAUGGUUUCUUUCAUAUUCCAGUUUGUAGCUUUAUCAGACAAAAAGUAUGACCCACUUAAUUAAGGAACGUAUAUUUGGUAUUGAUUCAAAAUAAGAAUUUGAUCCAAUACUAGUCAACAAUUUAGAGGAAUGGCCUUGGAAAAAGGAAGGGAACAACGUUGAAAAUCCCAAUUAUUAUUGGAAAUAAUCUGGGGCGAGAUUAUAUGUUUAAUGCGCUAAAGCAAUUAUGGGAAAAAGGAAACAAGAACAUUGCUGUGGAUCGUGUUAAUCAGAGAAAGGAAGUAGUGAAGAGAUUUGAAACUAUAAGGAUGAAGUUCAUGGGCCGAUUACCGGUCUUGACUCUAUCUGCCUACAGUUUUCUUGGUUUUGUUUUCCCUAGGCGGCCCUAGCCAGUCUUCUGAAGUGCUUACUUGGUGAACAUCUCAACUCCCUCUGUGGACUCUCCUUGGAGAGUGCUACCCUUUGAAAGUUGAACACUCAGCCACCUCCACACUUCAGGGUAACUCAGAAGCAUUGCUAUGAGGGAAGGCAAGGUAGCGGCAUACUGGACAGGUUCACAGACCCCUGGGGCAUCAGACUUCUGGGGAAAGCCUCCUCAUUUUGUUUACAGAUUCCUCAGCACGUCAGACACCCAGAUUCAAAUGUAAUUCCGGAGCCUGAUUGCAAGCUGAAUCAGAAUGCUUUGGGGAUUAACCAUGAUUGGGAAUUGGCCAGACAGUUAGAAUAUAUCUGCAGUCAUGCAGCCUGCCCCAAGUAAGAGAACAUUUGAUCCCCAGCUCCUCAGAUGGUUGCCUUAGACAGGCAAACCGCUGGUCUAGAAGUCUUGUUGAAGGUAGAAUACUUUAUGCAGAGUAGGACAAGCUUAGCAUACUUCGGGUUGAAAGGAAAGGCUGUCAGGACCCAAGGAUUGUGACCCCGGUGGUCCAAGCAGCCCUCACUCAUUCCUUCGAAACUGACUGGUGUACUUAGUGCAUCUCAAGACUCCAUCUCAUAAAACUCGCUUGUGAGGGAUUUUCUCUGGAUUUUUUUUAAAAAAACAUGUUUUCUUACAUUGUCUGGACUUUCAAAUCAAGUGUGGACCCGAUGGAAACACCCUUUGCACCGGCCCCCCACAGUGGGGAGAAAUCCCAGUAGAGAAGACCCCACACAGCUGGGAUUCUUAUUUAUAAAUCAUGUCACUUUGGGGGAUGAGCAGCUCGGGCAUGUGUGCGUUUGUGCGUGUGUGUGUGUGUUUGUCACCCUCAAGUGUACUUUGCUCUUUGGUUCAGACGUGCAGUAUUUCCAGAAGUAGUGAAAAAAGUAAGAUCUUUCCUUCCUUAUGAUUCUGCUCAAAACACCACGUGCCACCUCAGAACUUUUCUAGUCCAAGAGCCUUGGUCCUCAAUGACGCGCUUGCGUGUUGAUGCCUCUGCCCAGCGAUGCCCCCCACCUGUGCCCCGAGUGACACCUGCAGUGCGGUCAUGGGGUGAUGCCAGGCCCCAGCUCUGCUCCUCCGUGGACAGGUGCACCAGCCUCGGCCCCGAACAGGAACACUCAGCCUCCACCGAACUGCUGAGCACCCUCAAAGCAUGUCAUUGUCAGUGAAACAUUUUUAUUCUAUGGAACUCUAACCUCUUCGUGUCAUAUUGACCUUUUGCUGCAUGAGUCAUAAAUUAUGAAAUCGGUCUUAUGGUUUUUGAAAUAUAGCCAGCAUUUGUAAGGCUAAACCUUUUUCAUGAACUGAAUUUAGGUGAAUAACCAAGCCACAGGUCCUCUUCAAAAGGAGAGUGGUGACAGACAUUUGAAUCUCUUUGCCCUUCCCAACGGCUAUGGCAUCAGGUUCUAAAAUAAGCUCGUAAUUUUUCCUGUUAUUUUAAUAAUAUGGAAAUAUUAGCUUAGUAUUUCUUUUGAUAGUCAUAGACUAUAAUCCAUAUUUAAAUUUUAUAGAGAAGAAAUUUUAUUGUACUGUGAUGUAGAUAUUUAUUAUCCAGGUAAGGAUUUGCCCGGUGUGUAUUUUUUACAAUGGAAACAUUUUACUUUAAUCUUUAAAAAAAAAAAAAAAUACUUUAAACACACACACACACAUACAAAAAACAGACUAGAGGGGAAAAAAGGUUUGGCCUUAUCACAGAAUUUUUACUGUGCUGUAUAAAUGUUUUCAAAUGCAAAAAGUGUGCAUUUCUAGUGUGUCUCCACAUUAACUAAUGCCGCCUUCAAGAGCAAUAUCACACAAGUAAAAUGCUGUUUGUGGCUUUCUGUUGCGCAGUUAAAACUGACCCACCUUAUGCACAAGACAAUCAAAUAUAAAUCUGUCCUCCUCCGGAUGCAGAUAAUACUCAUGUAUAUUACAGAGCACAAUGUAAGACAAAAGAAGACACUUUACACGUGUGUUGUUGAUAUAGAAUUUAUCGGGGCAUAAAUGAGCUGAUGUGACAUUAGGCCACUUCUUUCUUUGGGUUCGCCAUUAUUAACUUGACAUCUUCAAUUUGAUCAUAGAGCCAAAUUAGUUCUCCAUGCUUUAUUCAGAGAAAAGACUUUUUUCCGUAAUGUGUCAUGCCCUGAGAAUCAGAAAAAUACUGCAGGAUAGAAAAAGAUUUACAGUCAUCUGAAGACUUAUGUUUUGCAAACAGUGUUAAGUGAUAUUGCUAGAUUGGUAAUAUUUUUUUCAGCCUAAAACUCUGUUGAAAUCUGUGAUCAAAAUGUUUUAAACUAUCCAAAAAGAAAAUUUGUAUAUUUGGGAAAAAUGGAUUUUUACAUAGCUUUUGUAUGCAGAUAUUAAAUUGUAAUUAUGAAUAUAGUGGGCGUAGAUAAACUC